Molecule: messenger RNA, 297 nt
Organism: Alligator sinensis (Chinese alligator)
Lineage: Eukaryota; Metazoa; Chordata; Crocodylia; Alligatoridae
Product: zinc finger protein 577-like
Exons: 2
Biological process (GO): regulation of DNA-templated transcription
Source: RefSeq, a predicted model, not a curated record
GUCCAGGAGGUGUUUGAGUACGUGGCCGUGUAUUUCACGCGGAGGGAGUGGGAGCUGCUGGACGAUGACGACAAGGUGCUUUACCAGGACCAGAUGCUGAAGAAUUUCAACACCCUCGUUUCCCUGGGAUAUCGAGGUCCUGCACCUGACUUAAUCUGCAGCAUCCAGCAAGGACAAGUGGAGCUCUGGGUCUGUGAUGAUGAGGACUGUGGGGAAAUCUCAGGAUCAGACGACCUGCUAGCAGGUGAGUUGUGGCUCUCCUCCCUACUCCCCUCUCAGUAAUGUGCCAUGCCUAGA